Galeopterus variegatus (Sunda flying lemur) is the source of this 8880-nucleotide messenger RNA. RefSeq names its product WD repeat domain 87 (gene WDR87). Lineage: Eukaryota; Metazoa; Chordata; Mammalia; Dermoptera; Cynocephalidae. The record is from RefSeq and is a predicted model, not a curated record. The transcript is spliced from 5 exons. Gene Ontology annotation, molecular function: protein binding. The coding region runs from base 41 to 8713 and encodes 2890 amino acids.
AAGCAACAGUCCUGAGGAGGACUGGGGGAUAAUCAAGGUGAUGUCCUCUCCCAGACUUAUUCCCCUAUGGAAGGAUUUUAAAUACUUGAUAAAUGACAUCAUACAAAAUAUCAAGCCACCUUUAGAUGAACUAAAGAAUGACCUAGUUGUGCUGAGUGACCGGUCCCAGAUACUGUUCAUAGAAUCUCGCCAUCCUCAAAAUAUGCCGCUAAUAUGCUAUUACUUCAGUGAUGCCUACUUCUUUGCCUCCCUCUCUUGGGUGACAACAAGCACAAAAGAAAUACAGGCUGUAGUAUGGGUGAAGAGCAAAACUGAGAACAUGGUUGAGAAGAGAACAUUCUCCAUGACUGAACGACUGCCGCCCAUCCAGUCCAUGGUCCACACAGGUUCCUUUCAUAUCCUUGUGGCCUACUGUGGUGACCUGCUCCUACGGCUCUUUGGGGACCACUUUCGGGCAUUCAAACCCCUGGGUAUAGUGCCCUGCCGCUUCAACAUCAGCUGCCUCUGCUAUGACCCGGAAAUGAAGAUGCUUCUGUCUGGCAUCCUGGGGGCAGUGGUCACCUGGGUCAUUGAGCAAAGUGGAAAGGGCCUCCAAAUAGCCCACAUGGUUUCCUUGGCUGGUGAUGAGCUUGUCCAGGACAUCAUACUUAAUGGCCCCGAAGGCUCCCUCCUAGCCCUGUGUGAGACUGUGGUGAGGGUCCUUGAGCGCCAGGGCCAAGGCCAGCUGGGAGAGGUGAAGAAGUUCACUUCCACCAGCAGUGGGUCCUCUAUUACCUGCUGCUUUACUUGCUUUGAUCAGGGCUUUCUCUAUGCUGGAAACAAGGCUGGGGAAAUCCAAGUAUGGAGCCUCAGUCACGGGCAGUCCCUCCACAGUUUCAAGGCCCACUCCUCACUAGUGGUACGUAUCCACAGCCGGCCAGAGGUCCACACUCUGCUAACAGCUGGUGCCGAAGGCCUCAUCAAGGAGUGGAACCUGACUUCAGGGAACCUGCUUCGGCGGCUAGAACUUGGCGAGGAGCUUCACCAAGUCCAUUUUAUUGAUAGCACUACUUUUUUCUGCCAAACUACUCAUAGGUUUUCCUUGCGAUGUCUGCCCUGCUUCUACAGCCUCUUCCAUGUCUGUGGUUCUGCUCCCCAGCAGGUGCGUCGGGUCUGCUGUGGAGAUAACUGGUACCGGAUCCUGUGCACUACCGAGGAUGGCUUGUUGCGCUUUGUGUCCCCAUUAACAGGAGAUCUUCUGAUUCUCACCUGGGCCUUCUCAAUCCUGGACCGGGCUGUGGAUUGGGCCUAUGACCCAAGUAAAGAGGAGCUGUUUGUGGCAACAGGGAGCUCCGAGGUGCUGGUAUUUGACACAACCCGCUGCCCCUGCCCAGCCAAGUAUCUCUUAUGUACCUCCACAGAUUCUCAGGACUUCGUACAAUGCCUGGCUUACGGGCAUUUCCACUUGGGGCGGGGUCUAGAAGGACUGAUAUUCUCCGGGCACCAAAGUGGUAUGAUAAGAGUGCUUUCCCAGCACCGCUGUGCCCGAAUAGAGAAAUUCAUGCACUUUGGGGCUGUACUGGCACUCUCCACGCUGUCUGGAAGGUUUUUUGGUGGCCGAGAAAACUCUUUGCUCUGUUCCUAUGGGAUGGACAACUAUGUACACCUGUCAGAAGCUGUGCUUGAUGGGAUCAGAGUACAAUUACAGCCCCUCGCCAGCAUUCUUAGCAGCUGUCACCUGACCCACCUGAUACUCUUGCCCAUGGCCGUGGGGGCCAUCACAGAGACUAACUGCCUGCGUCUCUGGAAGUUCCAUGAUCUUCUGUCCUCUGUGUCACAGGAAGGCUCAAAGUUCAUAGAGACAUUGCCUUUGCACCAGUGUGCCAUCAUAUCCUUCGAUGUCUGCCUGUCCUUGAGUCUUUUUGUCACAGGUGGUAGUGAUGGCUCUGUCCGAAUCUGGGACUUCCAUGGUAGACUUAUAGCCAUGCUUGACUCAUCAUUGCAUUUUGGCCCACUCUGUUUUGCAAAUGACCGCGGAGACUUGCUUGUGACUUUCAACCAGAGUCUUUAUCUGGUGUCCUGUUUAAAAUUGCUUCCCCCAACCCUGCUGGCUCUUCUUUCCUUGAUGAGCUUAACAGAUGAAGUACUAGAAGUCCCUAAGCCUUUCAUACCAGGCUUCUUUUUCUCCUUUGAGACUAUGUUUGUGCCCAAGUAUAUCUACCUUGGACAAGGGAAACAAGAAUUAGUAGGUCUGGAGAGCCUUGUCAAUAAGCGGGCCAUUGCCUUUGACCAUUCUGUGCCACAUGUCAUAGAAGAAGAUGAGGAAGGGAGCCCUGUGUUAUUGCAUACCUCCAUACGUGAUUCUGUGCAGGGGAUGGAAAAUGAUUGGAUACAGAUGAGCCAACUUCACCAUCCCCAUUAUGUGCUUCCUCCCCAACUACAGCUGACUAGCUGGGAUGGACUCAACCCCUAUCAGAUAUUGAGAUACUACUUUGGUCAUGGGCGUGAAUGGCUCUUUGCCCCUGAUUGCUACAUCCCCAACUCAGUGAUUCGUGCCCGUCUUUGGCCAGAGGGCAGCCCAAUAUACCUACAGUGCAACCUGCACUCACCCCGGCGGGAAUUGGAAUGGGACACAUCUCAACAAUUCUUCUGGCACAGCAGGGUAAGAGCUGUAAGUGAUGUAGCAGAUUAUUCAAAAGAGAAGGAGGAUGAAGACUUCAUAGUAAGGAGAAUAUCCACGGACAUAACCUACAGGGUCCUUACAGAUGUAUCAAACCGAAGCUGGCUGGGAAAAAAGAUGAGUGAAAUAGCUAUUAAUAGCAUGAUUGAAGCAAUCCUCAAUAUUAUGAUCCAUGCUUCUCCAUUGAAGUUCCAAUGCUGUAUUGCUGCACUAGGGCAAAUCUUUGCUGCUUAUCAGGUGUCUCCAUCCCUGCGCUCUGAGACAGCCCAUCUUCUGCUGGAUGAUACAAUCAAUUCGAACCCACUCAUCCGAGAACUAGCCUGGGAAGGGCUGAAGCGUCUGGGAAUGAUUACUCAUCUCUUUGCCUUGCCUCUGGCCCAAGCAUUAAUGGACAAGGACCAAAGAGUGAGGAGUAAGGCCUUGAGCCUCAUGGCUGAAACUGGAGUCCACUCUAGGACCUCACUCUUACAGUUGAUCCAGAACCAAGAGACUUUCCAGGAGAUGCAGCAGGAGAUGAUUGGGGAGGAAACCCUGGAUCAUCUGCUGGGGAUGCGGCCCACAGAUCUCCAAAUCCUUCACACUCAAGUGGAGCAGCGAUUGAAUGAAAACCUGACCAUGUCACGUACAGAUGGAAAGCCUGCUUUUUCUUUAGAUGUCUCAAGGCCUUCCCUAUUUAAGUCCCCUCCCAUUCAACUUUCCACAGUUCCUGAAGAAUCUGAAGUGGCCAUCAAGCGCAGCAAAGGCCCAAGACGGAGACGAGCAGGAGGCAAAAGGCAUGCCCGAAAAUUGUUGCGGGGUCUCAAGAAGAUGGAAGAGGGACACUCUAAACAGAUUAGCAUAGAGCCAGGUCCCUUAGAAGAUGAAAGUGAUCAGAGUGAAACUGUACCAAUUGAGAUGGAGGAUAUCCAUUCCAUAAGGUCUUCAAUCGCCAGUGUAAUAAACGUCUCAAAAGAUGCUGAACCUCCAGAGAUAGAUGUCUCAAAGGAUCAUACUGCAUUAACCAUGAAGAUGCUGAAGAAAAUACGUGACAAAAGAGGCAAGAGAACAAUGGCUCAGAAACCCAUAAAGGGGCACAAGAAGAAGAAAAAAGCAGCCAAAGUUAUAAGUGAGGAAUCUGUGCCUCCUGUAGUGGAAGAACCAGUUAUGAGAAAGAUUAUAACAAGAGAGCGGGGUGCCUCCGGAAUGCCUGGCCACAGGACUACCCCUGGAGAUGGCUCAUUAUGGCGGAAUGAUCUAUGUCGUCUUAUGACCCUGAGGAUAUCUGGUUCCCAAACAAAAAUGUCGGAAGAUCUAAACAUUGAGCUAGUGACUAUAGCUCAGGAGGUGCUCGCAGAUCGGCACCCCAGCUGGGAACUCUUUCAGGAGAUCUGCCCCCUGUUGAAGAAAGAAAGCGAGGUUCUGCUCGAGGACCUUGAUUGGGAUGUGAUCUGGCAAGAGGAGAAACCAAUGUUUAUUCAUGAAGAAGCAGUUAGCGAGUACAGAGACGAGGUGGUGAUCAAAGAAAAGGAAGAGAUACCAAAGGGGCAAGAGCAAGUGCAGAAGGAAGCAAGGGAUAUGCAAGACUUGGAGGAAACCCAAGUGAUUCCCAAAAAAGGCAAGAGAAAGAAAGUUAUUUUUUUAGAACCAGGUGACCUAACCAAGGGAAAACAAAUAUCAAAGAAAGAGAAGAAAUCCUUUAAGAAGUCAUCUAAGCAAGAGGGGAAAGCAGUCCAGCAGAAAAGAAAAGUGGAUAAAAAAGAGUGGGAAAUGACCCAUGAAGAGAGGGAUAUGAGUGAGAAAGUGGAGGAAAUGGCCAAACUAGAGGAGGAAGUGGUUGAGGAAGAAGGAAGACCAGUUACAGUUGAGAGGAAGCUGUCUUGGCAGGAGUGGAAGAAGUCCUGGGACGAGUGGAAACAGGUACACAGUGAGACCAGGAUAUCCUGGGAGGAAUGGAAGAAAGAUUCUGAAAGGAGGCAUCUUCAGGAAGAGGAGAAACUAUACCAGGCCAAAGAGGAGCUAUUCUCAGAUAAGGAAACACUGGAGGGGGACAAGAAGAAGCUGAAAUGGGAUGAGUGGAAACCGUUCUGGGAAAAUAUGUUGUCAUCCAGGUCCAAGGCACAACAGUACAAGGAUGAGGAAGAAUUGACUCCGGAGAAAGAAGUGUUUCAGGAGUGGGAAGAAGAAGAAGAAGAGCUAGUCACAGAAGAACAGAGACAGAUCCAGGAAGAACAGAAAUGGGCCAGGGUACAGAAGAAACAAGCCCAAGGUGAAAGAAAACAAGCCAAAGAAGAGAAGAAACUGGCACAAGAAGAAAAGAAACUUGCACAAGAAGAGAGAGAACUGGCCCAGGAAGAGAGACAACUGAUCCGAGAAUAUGUGAGAAUGUCCUUGGGAGAUGGAAAAAUGGCCCAGGCAGACAGAAAGUUUGCCAAGAAAGAGGAAAAACUGGCCCAAAGAAGGGAGGAGCUAAGCCAGAGAGCAGAGAAAUUGGCUCAGGAAAGGAAGAAACUGGCCAAGCAAUUGGAGGAAGUGGCUCGAGAAGAAGAGAAACUAGCAAAUAAAGGAGGGAAGCUGGCUGAGGUAAAAAAUAUAUUGGUCCAGAAAGUGGAAAAACUGGCCCAGGAAGAGAAACACAUAGCAUGGCAAGAAAAGGAGCUGGCCCAGGAAUUGGAGGCGCUGGCAUGGGACAUGGAAGUCCUGGUUUGGAAAGAAGAUGAACUGAAUCAGGAGGAGGUGAAACUGGUUGCGGAAAAGGAGGAACUGGCUGAGGAAGAGAAGACACUGGUCUGGCAAGAGGAGAAACUGGCUGAGGAAGAGAAAAAACUGGUCCAGGAAGAAGAGCUGCUGAUCCAGGAAGAGGAGAAACUGGCCCAGGACAAGGAAAAAAUGUCUGAAGAAAAGGAAAGACUGGCCCAGAAAAAGAAGCAAUUGAUGGAGAAGAAGGAGAAACUGGCCCAGGAAAGGCAAAAAUUGGUCCAGAGCAAGGAAGAACUCACACAGAAAAAGAAGAUACUGGCCCAGAAGGAGGAGAAUCUGGCUCAGGAAAAGAGGAAUAUGGCUAAGGAUAAGGAAAAAUUGGCUCAAAGGAAAGAGACCCUCCUCUAUGUCAAAGGAAAACUCACCCAGAACAAAGAGCAAUUAGGCCAAGGAAAGAAGAAAAUGGAGAGGUACGAGAAGAAACUGGUUCAGAUAGAGGAGAAGUUGAAACAGGAAAAGGAGAUAGUGACCCAGAAGAAGAAGAAACUGGCUGAUGAAAAGAAAAAACUGGCCCAUAUAGAGGAAAGUCUGGUUAAGGAACAGGAGAAAUUGGCCCAGGAAAAAAUGAAAUUAACUAUGGAGAAGAAAGCAAUGUUGCAAGAAAGGAAACUGCUCAGAGAAGAGUUGGAUAUUACUAAGGAAGAAGAAGAGUUGAACAUGGAAAUGGAGAAACUGGCCCAAGAGAAGAUGAGAUUGGCUGAAAGAAAGGAAGCUCUCUCCAAGGGAGAGACUCAAGAAACCUCAAGCCAGAGAAGAUUGACUGAGGAUGAAAUACAACUAACUCAGAAGAAAUUGACAGAACAGGAGAUGAUACUGAUGUAUGAAGACAGGAUAUUGGCCACAGAGGAAAUGGACAUUGCCAAAGGAAAACUGGAACUUACUAGAGGACAGAGAGUAUAUGCUCAGGAAGAAAGGAAGUUAGCCAGAGCAAUAAGAAAGUUGGCUGAGAAAAAGAAGGGCAUUCCUAAGGAACCAGCAAAAGCGAGCAAAGUCUUAAAGGUACUACAAAAACUAAUCAGUGACGAAAGGAAACUAACCCAGGAAGAAAUAAAGAUGACAAAGAUAAAGAGGUCAUUCCUUGUUAUGGAGAGCAGAUUGAGCAAGGAACAGAAUAGGCUUGAUAGCAAAGAGUGGGAUUUUUCUGAGGAACCAUCAGAACUGACAAAAGAUGAGAAGAAACUGGCUCAGAAGCAGAGAAAACUAGCCAAGGAAAUGAGAAGAAUGACAAAUAAAGAGAAAAAAAUGACUGAGGAAGUAAGCAGGCUGGCCAGGGAAGAGGGAGAAUUCAAAGUCACAGAGGAUGAAGAGGAGGAAGCAGAAAUAGAGGAAGAGGAAAUCCCAUCCCUUAAACAGAGGUGGAAAACAAGAAAAGAGUCAAAGAGAGUUGAUACACCACCGGAAAAGGUUUCUAGUCAAGUGGAUGAGGUGGAAAGUGAAGGGAGCUUUUCUGAAGAAAUAGAAAAACUGUUAGAUGAAAUAGAAGGAGAGAGUGUGUCAGAGGAGGAGGAAGAGGAGGAGGAAGCGAAGGAGGAGGAGGAGCAAAAGGGGCAAGAAGAAAAGGAUGAGGAGGAGAGGAAGAAAAAGAAGGUGGUUCAGGAGGAGGAGGAAGUGUUGGAGGCGAUGGUGGAAAGCAUGAGUGAGGAAGAGAUGAAGAGUUUGAGUGAGAAGGAAGAGGAGAAAAGCUCAUUGGAAGAAGUAGACAAAAAAGAGGUCUUAAAAAGAGAAAAACUGUUUAAGUUACACAAAGAAAGAGGAAAAGACCUAAGAGAAAGAGAAACAGUCCCCACCGUUGGAAAAAGAGUCCUUGAGAGCAAAGGCAGUGCUGUACAACCAGGAGUUCUGAAGAGCCCUCUCAAGAAACCGAUCUCAGUACCUCUGGAGAUAGAAGAGAAGAUACUAGGGCAAGAGCCAGUGAAACAAGUAUCCUGGGAAGAUAACAGGGCCACAGUACUCAAGAUGUCCGGGGAAUCCUCAGGGACAAGGUUUAUGGAUAAACAAAGAGAACUGUUUGGGAAAUAUAGAUCCAUACCUCUACAUGUUUUGGAAACAGUUUUGGAAUCCCAGGAGCAGGACAUAAAGACUCCAAUCAUGUCCCACAUGUUUAAGAAGACCAGGGAAGAUCAGAAACUCCAGUACAAACUACCAGGUGCCAGGGAUAAGUGGUUUUUGAGACAUCAUCUGCCUCUGAGGGGACAGACUGAGGUACAAUUACCUACCUCCAAAAUCCUGGCUGAGGAACACUAUCCAAAGGUAAGCUAUUCAGAUGUAGAGUGGAUCCAUCAUGUUCUAGAACAGAUGGAAGCAGGAGAACAGCUUUCCAGGGAUAGUUUCCACAGAUUGUGUCAGCUCCUCAAAGACCUCACCUCAGAGGGAAACUUACAAUGGCUUCAUAUGGCCAAACUUGAAGCCAUUGUGCGCCAUCACAAACAGGCCGUAGAAUCACAAAGUACAAGGAUCUCAAAACUCAGUAAGGAGUCCAUGAGUCCCAAACACCUGGAAGUGAUUCCUCCCAUUAAAGGAAAAGAAAAGGGGCAUUGGCUAAAACCUUUGUCUGUCCCCACACUAAAGUCACCAUUAGCUACCAAGAAGAUUCCAGACCCAAAAGCUAUAAAUUGGCAUUUUCUAGGAGAGCCUUACAGAAGUGGGUGGGCACAGCAAAUAUCCAUUGCUCUCAGAGAGAUGGAGAUGCAACACAUUUAUCCUGCCACAAGAGACAUUUUUCCAGGUGCCCAUACCUCUGUGGAAAAACAAACCCUGGCACUGAUGUUUCAAAAGGACUUCUGGGAUUUUAAGGAUAAGGGCAGGCUUCCCAAAUUGCCCAAGUUGGAGAAGAAGGUACAGCCCAUCUCUAAAAAGCAACAGGUGCCUCUAUGGGAGACAUUUGUGGCACUGUACCAUGUUUUGCGGAUGCUGAAGCAGCGAUAUGCUAAAGACAGCGCUGCUUGGAUGGAACAGUUCUACCAGCUCAUGGACCUGUACCAACUUAAGUCCCCCCGAAUCCAGAGGUUGCUACAGGAGCUGCUACUGAGAGUAGAACCUCAACCCCAAGAGAUCAUCUACAAAGAGGCCUUAAAGGCCACGGAGCUAGUUCCUGGGGAGCGGUUGUUCUACUGCCUGUAUUGUGGUGGCUCCCAUACCCCUAGAAGCCCUCUGGAGUUCCAGGAUGUGGUACCUCUUCCUGGGCAGAACAACGUGCGCACCAUACUUCCCAUGGGCGUCGCCCAGUAUGGGAUCUUAGAACUUGCCUGGAAGAGCCUGCCCCAAGCUGAUAUUCACCUCACCAAGGAAUUGCCCCACAUUGUUGCUCCCACUCCCUAAUUUGGGACUGAAUGGAGGUCAGGACUUUUCAUCCCUAACUGGAGAAAGGUCUGGUCACCAAAAUCUAGACCUUUAUCUCUAGGGCCCACACAGAGGUAGGGCCAGGUCAAAGCCCCUUCUCUACUUAGCUCUGGAAACCAGUUUCUAUAUGUGGAAUAAAGAGGAGG